UGACGCGAGCCCGCCAGUCACGUGAUAGGGGCUCCAUCGUCGCCAUCUUGAAGCGGUGGCCGGAGGUAUUAUGGAAGAAGGAAGCACUGUUGCAGUAUUGAUGCCAGAUAUUGGGGAACAGGAGGCUGUGCUGAUUUCUGAAAACAGUCAUUGGCCCAGCACUGGCAGAACAGUGAAGAUCAGAGAAAAUGUAAAAACUGAUCCACUAAUCCAUGUUAUCCAGAAACUAAGCAAGAUAGUUUGAAAGUGAGAAGUCACAAGAUGCCUUUUAAUAGGGAAAAAAACGUUCCCAUCCUAGUGCUGCUUCCCUGCACAGUCCUUUGAUGCAGAUGAUCUUUGUGAAAUCCCAGCUAAAGCAAUUGAGCUAUCUGUAAUUGCUGCUAAAAAGACUGAAGAGUUACAAGCAGAUUAUUUUGUGACUGAAUGUCUUCCACAAAGCAAAAAAAGGUGACGUGCUACCAGUGUUAGUCUGUGUUAAGUUUCUUCACCUUCUCUCUUAACGCUACAAGAACACAUAAAACAACACGGGCAGAAAAACGAAGUGAUAUUAAUGUGCUCAGAAUGUCAUUUUGCUCCAAAAGCCAAGAAGAACUUUGAAUCACACUUCCAAAGUCACCAUGAGGAUUAUGGUAAAAAUAACAUCCCAACAAAAGUGCAGCAAUGUGUAAAUGUUGCAAGUUCAUUUUUGCAAGCACCUGUGGAAGGAUGUGUCAAGGCAGGGACUGAUCAGACAGGAAAUCCAGAAUGUAAAGAUGUAACUCCAUCUACUCACACUCCUGAAGUGGGUGGGAGGAAGUGGUACACCUACGAGCAGUACGGGAUGUACCGGUGCUUGAUUUGUCGGUACACCUGCGGUCAGCAAAGAAUGUUGAAAACACAUGCUUGGAAACAUGCAGGUGAGGUUGACUGCUCCUAUCCUAUCUUUGAGGAAGAAAAUGAAAUUACCAGCUUGUCUGAGACAGUUGUAACUCACACACCUCAUACUGUGGAUACAGUUGUUCUUUCUUUGGAAAAUAAUGAACUUGAUAUCCCUGGUGAACCUUCUCUUCAACUUCAGAUUUGCAAUUCUGAGCAACUGUCGUGUAAAUCGCCUGUAGGAACAAAUGUUAAAGAAGAAGAGAUGCUGCAUCAGUCUGUAGUGCAUUCUCCCACUACAGAGGUUUUAGAGGAGACUGUAUCAGAUGCAGAACAGGAUAAUAUGAUAACAGAUAGCCUACUUUCAUCAGCACAGAAAAUCAUCAGUUGUAGUCCAAAUAAAAAGGGUCACGUUAAUGUAAUAGUGGAGCGUUUGCCAGGUGCAGAAGAAAGUGUCUUGCAAAAGCCUUUCUUGAUGAACACUGACAUUGAAAGAGAAAAAAAAUCAAUCUCGGAAGAAUCCCAUGUUACCUGUGAAGAGCCUGAUGAAGUUUAUCAUUCAGAUGAAAUUCAAGAAGUAAUAAUAGGAUGGAAUAAUACCGAGAAGAAAGAUAAUGAAUUAAGCUCUAAUAAAAACUUAGGAACUGAUGAAAAUGUGCCUCCUGCACGAAGAAGGACAAAUUCUGAGUCUUUACGACUCCACUCAUUAGCUGCAGAAGCUCUUGUUACAAUGCCAACCAGAGCUGCAGAACUAACCAGGGCCAACUUCAGGGCUGUGACUGGAGAGGAUGAUGUGGACAGAGGUGCCGGACUGGGAGAAGCUGAUGGCCAGUGUAUGGCUCAUUCUAAAGUGAUGUCCUCCCUUAAAAGCCCUUCAGAGGAGUUCAGUGGCUUAAACCAAAGUGAAUGUGCAAUAGUUGAGAUACAGAAAGAAAGGCCAGUGUUGUCAGAAGCACCAAUUAAAAUGGGCAUCAGUAUGUCACUGCUCACUGUCAUUGAAAAACUGAAGGAGAGGACAGAUCAGAAUGCUUCUGAUGAUGACAUUCUGAAAGAAUUACAAGACAACGCACAAUGCCAAAAUGCAAAUGAUGCAAAUAUUCCUGGGAGUAACCUAGUUGAAUAUAUACCUAAUGCAGAUCGACCCUACCGCUGUCGCCUCUGCCACUACAGCAGUGGCAAUAAGGGCUACAUAAAGCAGCACUUGAGAGUCCAUCGUCAGAGGCAGCCAUACCAGUGUCCUAUCUGUGAACACAUUGCUGACAAUAGUAAGGAUUUAGAGAGCCACAUGAUCAACCACUGCAAAACAAGAAUGUAUCAAUGCAAGCAGUGUGAAGAAUCCUUUCAUUAUAAGAGCCAGCUGCGAAAUCAUGAAAGAGAACAACAUAGUCUUCCAGAUAUCUUUUCAACAGCUACAUCUAACAAACUAAUAGUUUCCAAUGAAGCAGAUGAAAGAGAAGGAAGUAAAUCCUCAGUUCAGAAACUGUACAGAUGUGAUGUAUGUGACUACACAAGCACAACUUACGUUGGUGUACGGAAUCACAGACGAAUUCAUAACUCUGAUAAGCCAUAUAGGUGUUCUCUCUGUGGAUAUGUAUGUAGCCAUCCCCCAUCCUUGAAGUCUCACAUGUGGAAACAUGCAAGUGACCAAAAUUAUAACUAUGAACAAGUGAACAAGGCUAUUAAUGAUGCAAUUUCACAAAGCAGCAGGUUUCAAGGACAGCUUCCUGACAAAACCUUAUUAGAAGGCACAGAUGAAAGUACAGUACCUAUACUAGGAAAUUCCGACAACUUGCUCUCUUUUACAGAGUCUACUAACCAGACUACAAAUGAAAUUUCAGGUUCUGAUGAAAAUGAAAAACCUAGCUUGAUGAAUACCUCAUGCAAUUUAGAAAAGAACUCUGCUCUACCCCAUCUUGGCACAGAAUACUGCGUUCUUCUCUUCUGCUGCUGCAUUUGUGGUUUUGAGUCUACCAACAAAGAAAAUCUGUUGGAUCAUAUGAAAGAACAUGAAGGUGAAAUAAUAAACAUCAUUUUAAAUAAGGAUCACAGCACAAUUCAGAGUACAAACUAAGUGAAGCAGUAAGCUAAAGACAGGGUUUCCUAGAGUUAACUUUUUUCUAUCUUUGCUAAUCUUUGCCUGAGAAACUUACUAAAGAGAAUUGCAAGCAAAACUUGAUUUCCCAUUCUGAGUUCUUGUUUCAGUAGGAGUACAGUAUUUUAACCAAGGACUGAUCAGUCAUUUAAGAGAUAAAUAUAAGGAGUGGAAAAUAAAAUGAUCCAUUGUAACCUCUUAUUUCUCUAUAUGGUGCCAAGAAUUUAGGAUUGUUGGAGGUUUUUUCUUUAACUGUCAGGUACUAGUCAGUAAUGUAUCAUUAGUACAGUAUGUUAAAACUCAAAGGUAUGAAAGCUUCGUCCCAACUGAAAAGCUUUUUUCUUCCUCCCUCUUCAUUGUUCUCCAAGUACUGCAGUAAAGAACAUUUUCGACCUCUUGUUUGAAACUGGCAAUAGACCAGAUAAAAAUUUUACAAUAUGAUCUUAUAAACCCCAUUGCCUGGAUUCUGGAAGGCAGGGAAAGGUGAGGUAGGCGAGGGCAUGUGUGUGCUUGCAUAGACAUUUCAUUUUGCCCAAUAUAUUUCUAAGGCCUUACAAACUCCAAGUUUUCCUUUCACAAAAAUCUGUUCUCUUUUCUAUUGAUGUAGAGCAGCAGGAGCUGAGGAGCCUCUAAGCACUUUGCUAAUAACCAUUUUUCUGAUUGGAUCCUUACUAAAAAAGCUAUCUUUUGAAUUUAUAGUAUGUAAAAGAUGACAAGAAUGACCUGCUGUUUCUUGAUGGUUUUCAUUCAACGGAACUAUUUAAAAAAAAAAAAAAAAAAAAGCAACUCAUCAUGUCACUUUUAAUUUGUGAUUACAUUGCAGAUUGUAUGAGCAAUGUUUCUUAAUGAGAACAAGAUAUUAACAGUAACUGCCACACAGAUACAUAGAUUAAACAUAUAGAUUCCUAAAGAUGUAGAUAAGCAUAAAGUGGGAUUUUAAGAAACACCUACAUUCUUUGGAGUUCUUUGAAAUUCCAGUGGCUAAAAUUUCACUUUUGUCUGGCAGACCUGUAACUGUAGAAAUAAUUAACUGAAAGAGUAAUCUUCCUGUAGAAAAUUAUUUUUUAAAAAAGCAAGCAAUAUUUUAAGCCAAAACUGUAUCUGGACACUUCUAGAAUGAAUUUUCCUAGUGCAUAUAAUGGAUUCAUUAAGAGA
This is a messenger RNA of Calypte anna (Anna's hummingbird), 4102 nucleotides long. It is a transcript of the gene ZNF507, whose product is annotated as zinc finger protein 507. Gene Ontology annotation, cellular component: nucleus. NCBI's taxonomy places the organism in Eukaryota, Metazoa, Chordata, Aves, Apodiformes, Trochilidae. The record is from RefSeq and is a predicted model, not a curated record. Gene Ontology annotation, biological process: regulation of gene expression.